GGCUCUCUGUGGGACCGGCCCGCUCUUUGAUGUAGGCAGGCUGAUCACAGAUCAGAUACACGCGCUUCAAAUCCAUAAAGCCACCCCCAUCUCCCCGCCUUUGAUCUGGGCGCUGUAGUCCUCGAGCUGCUGCUGCUUCUCUCUGUGUGUAGUGCUGGGUUGGAGCAGCAGCGCUGACAUGGUGAGCGGACCGGUGCGGGAAACACACCACCACACCUCUCACCGGUCUGCUUUCGACUUUUAACAACCAAUACUUUGAUCAACAGGCUCCUUUUUUUUAAGCAGCUGCACGCAACCAGUGGCUCAUCAAAAUGGUCUGCUGGAUCCUUCAACACACCUUCUCACUUCUAACUGUGCAUGUCAUAUAUUCAACUCUGAUUCCUGUGCAGGCCGAGGAAGAGACCAGAGAAUGCAGAGAACAGGAAUACAAGGACCGGUUUGGGAACUGUAAACCCUGCAAGCAGUGUGAUGCAGGACAGGAGCUAUCAAAGGAAUGUGGCUUUGGUUAUGGAGAGGAUGCCCGGUGCGUGCCCUGCCGGAGCAGUCGCUUCAAGGAGGACCGGAGCCUACAGAAGUGCAAACCCUGCCUGGACUGUGGACUGAUCAACCGCUUCCAGAAGGGCAACUGUUCCACCACCAGCAACGCUGUGUGUGGCGACUGUCUGCCGGGAUAUUACAGGAAGACAAAAUUAAGUGGUUUCCAAGACAUGGAGUGUAUACUCUGUGGGGACCCUCCGCCUCCUUAUGAGCCUCACUGCAGCGGGCGUGUGAACCUGGUGCCGCUGCCCUCGGUGGUGACCAGCCCGCGGGAUAUGGCCCUGGCCGCGGUCAUCUGCAGUGCUCUGGCCACUGUGCUGCUGGCCCUGCUGGUCCUUUGUGUCAUCUAUUGCAAGAGACAGCUGCUGGAGAAGAAGCCCAGUGCAGCCUCUCUGAGGUCCCAGGAUUGUCCCUACAGUGGAGCAGAGCUGUCCUGUCUGGACCCACGCUGGCUUCACGACUUUCCCCAAAGACCCUGCUGCCAGUGUCACCUGGUGCCUGGACACACCUGUGGUCCAGUCCACCUGAUCCCACCUCUGUACUGUGAUGAAAGCUGCAGUCUGGGCCGCAGCCUGAACAACAGUCCUUUCCAGUCCCAGAUGAGCCUCAGUGACGGAAAUGCACAUCAGGAUGAGGAGGGCACCCGGAUGCAGAUGGGAGGACACCCAGAGUCUGUCUGCACAGAGGCUGGUGGGAUGAGAGGGAGUUUAGAGCUUGCAGAGUGUUUUGGGCUGCCUCACUGCCAUGCUGAACAUGCAGGGAGACUGGAGGUGGAAGAAGAAGAGGGGGAUGAAGAGGAAGGGUGCAAGUCAAGGGAAAAUUCACCUGAGAGGUCCAGACAGCGAAACCGUGAAGCUGUGACAGAUGCACUUCUUCCCAAACAGCACUCAAGUCAGGAAGGAUGACAUGGAUUUCUUUGGCUCGCGUUCCACCCUUCCACCCUGGACUCAACAACAGCCAUGGCCAGAUCCCAGAUCAGAUUACCCCCCACCCCCGUACAGACUAGCAGCAGCCACUCUCAAGUGUGGUCGCGCCUCCUCUUCGAAAUGCCUGCCGCUGACCUCAGAGCCCCUCGUCAAAGGCUCCAAACAGAAUAUGUACAUAUAUGCAACAAAAGCACUGCUGAGGAAAAACAAAGCACGAGGGCAAAGGGAUAGAGAUACACACACGCAUGGACACAGACACAGAAUGUGAACUUGUUGGCCCAGAAGGUGAAAUCGAAUGAAGUUCAAACGUCGACGAGUAUGACUUAUUACGGCGGAGCAAAGUGAAUCAAAAUGAGCCUCUGCUCUGCCUCGAGAAUGUCUCGCAUCUUCACGUGUAGGAGACCAUAAACUGUACCACUGAUCUAGCAGCUGGUGUUAUGAAGCUUUUGUGUGUAAAGGUAACAAAUUUUAGGUGUGAAGAAAUUAAGUGGCAUAAGUGAUUAUGUUGCACAUUGAAGACAAUCUUGAUAAUAUGGAACAAGUUAAGACAAGGAAUGUUUAAAGGCCCUGGACACCCACACAGGUGUUUUAGUUAUUCUGGCUGAUCAGACCUCUUCCCAGGACUGUUUGGGUGUGUUUAGACUGUUUGAUUGACAUCUUCCUGAGCCUCCUUUUAGCUUUGUAUGCAUCGGUUAGGGCAGGACAAAUGACAUCUUUAUCAUCCUUAUUGGUAGAUGAAAUUAGUGACGUAAUAAGUUCCCAUCAAAGCUCUGUCCCACCUUCAACCUGAGUAGAGCUGCAAAGAUUAAUUGAUUAACCGAUUAGUUGUCAACUCUCAAAUUAAUCGCCAACUAUUUUGAUAAUCGAUUAGUCGGUUUGAGUAAUUUUUUAAGACAAAAGAAAAAAAUC
Perca fluviatilis (European perch) is the source of this 2372-nucleotide messenger RNA. RefSeq names its product tumor necrosis factor receptor superfamily member 19-like. The record is from RefSeq and is a predicted model, not a curated record. Gene Ontology annotation, molecular function: signaling receptor activity; protein binding. Gene Ontology annotation, biological process: positive regulation of JNK cascade; positive regulation of canonical NF-kappaB signal transduction. NCBI's taxonomy places the organism in Eukaryota, Metazoa, Chordata, Actinopteri, Perciformes, Percidae. The transcript has 10 exons. Bases 312 to 1442 code for a protein of 376 amino acids. Gene Ontology annotation, cellular component: plasma membrane.